Messenger RNA from Pseudogymnoascus destructans, 1578 nucleotides. RefSeq names its product Curved DNA-binding protein (42 kDa protein) (gene CDB4). NCBI's taxonomy places the organism in Eukaryota, Fungi, Ascomycota, Leotiomycetes, Thelebolales, Thelebolaceae. Bases 74 to 1231 code for a protein of 385 amino acids. The record is from RefSeq and is a predicted model, not a curated record. The transcript is spliced from 4 exons.
UCUUCUUCACUACGCAAUAUAAACAACUACCUUUAUAUUUUCUAAAACUACUACUCCAAAAACAACCGCAAACAUGGCCGAAGAGACCAAGGAAGUCGAUUACACGCUUAACAACCCAGAUACUCUUACCAAGUACAAGGAUGCCGGGGCCAUUUCCCACAAGGUCCUCGAGGCUGUCUCCAAGCUCUGUGUAGCUGGCGAGAAGAUCGUAGACAUCUGCGAGAAGGGUGAUAAGCUGCUCGAGGAGGAGAUCGCAAAGGUCUACAGAGGAAAGAAGAUUUCCAAGGGUAUCUCCCACCCCACCACCGUCUCUCCUUCCUCCUUCGUCACUCCAUAUACCCCUCUCAAGUCCGACGAGGCCGAGGCCGCCGUCGUCCUGAACGCUGGUGAUGUGAUCAAGAUCCAGCUCGGUGCACAAAUCGACGGUUUCGGAACGAUCGUUUGCGAUAGCGUUGUCGUGCCCGGCGGCGAGGAUGACGCCCGCACCGCAGACCUGAUUCUGGCUACCCACUACGCGAACGAGCUUCUCCUACGCCUGAUGGUCCCACCCGGAUUAUUGUCGACCGGUACACCCGAGGAGAAGGCCAAGGCCGCUGCCCAAAAGCCAGUUGCCCAGAGCCGCAUGACCAACCUUCUCGAGAAGGUCGUCAAGAGCUACGACUGCAACCUCGUCGAGAGCACCACCUCGUGGCUGUUCAAGCGCAACGAGAUUGAGGGAGAGAAGAAGAUAGUCCUGGCACCAGGAGAGGGCUCCAAGGGCGAGGGUGUCCCAGAGGUCGGCGAGGUAUGGGGUGUUGAGGUCGGUGUCUCCCUGGGAACCGGUAAGCUCAAGAACCUUGAGAACAGAGCUACUCUCCAUCGCCGAACCACCCUCACCUACGGUCUCAAGAGAGACAGCUCCAAGAAGACCCUCAAUGAGGUUGUCAAGAAGUUCGGUACCUUCCCAUUCUCCCUCAGGCAACUCGACGACGAGAGGCAGGGCAAGGUCGGUGUUGUUGAGUGUGUCCGCGGCAACGUUUUCCGCGCGUACGAGGUUGUUGGUGACAAGGACGGAGCUGCCGUUGCCAGACUUCUGACCACCAUCGCCAUCACCAAGAAUGGCGUCCAGAAGCUUGCUGCCCCACCAGCCCUUGACGUGUCCCAGUACAAGACCGACAAGAAGAUCACCGAUGAGGAAAUCCUCAAGAUCCUCGAGGAGCCCAUCGCAAAGCCCAAGAAGGCGAAGAAGUAGAUCACCAAACCCCAACUACUGCUGUUCGGGGGAGGGGUCAUGUCGCAAGAAGCGAAUGGCCUGAGUAGUAAAUGACUGACGUUUCAUGAUCUGGCGGUCGUGCCUUUCAAACUGGAACCUCACUUGGAGUCAAAAGCCAGGAGUGUGCCCCUAUUCACAAUUUUGGGGGGAAAGGGCGCAUCUUCUGCCACUUUUUGUAUUUCCUUGUGUGGGGUGAUAGUUGAAAUGCGCGAGUUACUUUUGGCGACCGAUUGCGUCAUGAAAACUAGCUUGAUCAUCUUUUUUUGUAUGGAAAGGAGUAGCGUUAGCCACAAAUUCCAGCAACUGACAAUCGUAAUUUCCACGAG